Kalmanozyma brasiliensis GHG001 is the source of this 3060-nucleotide messenger RNA. RefSeq names its product Staphylococcal nuclease (SNase-like), OB-fold. The coding region runs from base 1 to 3060 and encodes 1019 amino acids. Gene Ontology annotation, biological process: regulatory ncRNA-mediated gene silencing; mRNA catabolic process. The record is from RefSeq and is a predicted model, not a curated record. NCBI's taxonomy places the organism in Eukaryota, Fungi, Basidiomycota, Ustilaginomycetes, Ustilaginales. The transcript has a single exon. Gene Ontology annotation, molecular function: RNA binding; nuclease activity. Gene Ontology annotation, cellular component: nucleus; cytosol; RISC complex.
AUGUCGUUCGCAGCAUCAGCAGCCACCGCAGCAUCAAUCCCUGCCAACGCAGGCCCUCCUUCCACCAACGGAGCGACAGCCAGCAACGGCAUCACCACCGCCGCCGCACCGCUCGUCCCCGCCCUCAAGAGCGCCAUCGUCCGCAGCGUUCUCUCCGGUGACACGAUCGUCAUUCGUCCUAAAGGCGUCAACAUCCCAGGCAAGGAAGAGACCGUCCAUAUCGCCGGCAUCGCUGCUCCUCGUCUGGGCUCGCGCGAUCGUGAGGACGACCCGCAGGCUUUCCCUUCCCGCGAAUACCUCCGUCUGCUCACCGUCGGCCGUGAAAUCAGGUAUCGCAUCGAGUACACUGUUCCCGCACCCGCAGCAGUCCCUGGCAGCACGGUCGCUCAACCGCGCCAGUUCGCUCAUGUCUUCCUGCCGCCCAAGGCGCCUGGUCAGCCAGACACCAACGUCGCUCACGAGAUCCUCGCUGCCGGUUGGGCCAAAGUGCACGACUCGGUCGCUCGUCGCAGCGACGAGGCCGACGAUGGCAGCUGGAAGCAGAAGCUGAGGACCGUUCAAGACGAAGCUAUAGCUGCCGGUGUAGGUCUCUGGGGUCCAGACGAUCUGCUCAAGGUCGACCACUCGAUGCCUGAGGACACCUCUGCUUUCCUCGCCGAGUGGAAGGGCAAGCCCAUCGAGUCGAUCGUCGAGCAGGUCCGUGACGGCAGCAUGCUCCGCGUGCGUCUGCUCCUCUCUUCGACCCAUCAGCAGAUGAUCAACCUCAGCCUGGCCGGCAUCAAGGCUCCUCGUGUCACUGGUGGCGGAGGCGCCAGUCCUACCGAUGCAAGCGAGCCAUACGGCGAAGAAGCCAAGUUCUUUGUCGAGAGCCGCCUCCUUCAGCGCAACAUCAAGGUCACACUUCUCUCGGUGCCACAACCUGUCGCAGCACCCACUCCCUUCGCAAGCACAGCAUCGGCAGCACCUACCCCUGCUGCGCCAUCGGCGAGCGUCCUGAUUGGUCUUGCGAUUCACCCCGUCGGCGACAUUGCUCAGUUCUUGCUGUCGGCAGGUCUGGCCCGAUGUGUCGACUGGCACGCUGGCAUGCUCGCUUCCUACGGCGGCAUGGAGAAGUACCGCCAAUCGGAACGAACAGCCAAGGAGAAGCGUCUCAAUCUCUGGCGAUCCUACUCGGCGCCUGCCUCUUCGUCCACCACUCUGGCCAGCCAGCCCGUUGCUGCUCGCACCUUUGACGGCGUUGUCUCGCGCAUCAUCUCGGGCGACACGAUACAGGUCCGCAAGGUCGGUGCUGACGGCGAGCUUGGUCCUGAGAAGCGAAUCCAGUUCUCGUCGCUGCGUCAACCCCAGGCGAAGGACGCCAAGCAAGCCGGCUACGCUGCCGAAGCUCGCGAAUUCCUUCGAAAGCGCCUCGUCGGCAAGACGGUCUCGGUGCAGAUGGACUACAUCAAGCCUAAGGAGGGCGACUUUGACGAGCGCGAGUAUGCUACCGUCAAGCAAGGCAACAAGGAUUCCGACAUUGGUCUGCUGCUCAUCUCCAAGGGACUUGCUACCGUGCAGAGGCAUCGUCGGGAUGACGAGGACCGCUCGCCUAACUUUGACGGCCUGAUGGAGGCCGAGGCAAAAGCCGUCACGGAAGCAAAGGGUAUCCACUCUGGCAAGGAACUCCCAGCGCCACGCAUGGGCGAUGCCUCCGAGACCGCCUCCAAGGCCAACACGUUCCUCCCCGGCCUCAAGCGUGCCGGUCGUCUCACCGCCAUCGUCGACUUUGUCGCUUCCGCCUCUCGAUUCAAGCUGAUCGUGCCGCGCGAGAACGUGCGACUCACCUUCGUCCUCGCUGGUAUCCGCGCUCCCAAGACGGCACGGAAUCAUUCUGAGAAGGACGAGCCAUUCGGUCGCGAAGGUCUCGACUUCUCCACCAUGCGUGCACUGCAGCGGGACGUCGAGAUCGAGGUGUUCAGCACAGACAAGGUAGGUGGCUUCAUCGGCGCGCUCUACCUCAACAAGACUGACAACCUGGCAGUGUCGCUCGUCGAGAGCGGUCUCGCCACGGUGCACGGGUACAGCGCCGAGGCGACGCCGUUCUACAAGUCGUUGCUCGACGCGGAGGAGAAGGCAAAGUCGAGCAAGCUGGGGCUGUGGCACGACUACGAUGCGGCUGCGGAGGAGGCCGAGUAUGGCGAGCCCGUCAAUGCGGGUGCCGCUGCGGGUGGGGCUAGUGCAGGAGCUGGACCUGCUCGCAGCGGCGGUCCUGCGUGGGGCGGUGCUGCCAACGGCGGUGCAGCUGCUGGUGGUCUCGCCGCUCCCGCCCCGGCAAGGACAGAGUACGUCGACUGCAUCAUCUCCGACGUCCGCGGAUCGUCCGGUCCCGACGAUCCGUUCGGCUUCAGCAUCCAAGUACUCAACGACCAGAUCCAAGAGCUCGAGACGCUCAUGGAAGAGUUUUCGCUUCACCACAAGUCACCCGCCGCCUCUUCUGCGAGCUUCAUCCCUCGCGUCGGCGAUCUGGUGUCUGCCAAGUUCAGCCAGGAUGGCGCGUGGUACCGUGCGAUCAUCCGUAAGGUCUCACCCGGACUCAAGGAGGCCCAAGUCUCAUUCAUCGACUAUGGCAAUAAGGAGAGUGUCAAGUUUCGCGACCUGCGUCCGCUCGAUUCUUCGCGCUUCGGCCGCACCCGUCUAGCACCACAGGCUCGCGAUGCGCGGCUGUCGUUCGUCAGGCUGUACGACGGAAAGCAGGCGGAGUACGUCGAGGAGGCGCUGGACCGCUUCCGAGCGAUUGCGGCUGAAGGGAGGAAGAUGAUCGCCAACAUCGACUUUGUCGAGCCAGGGACGAACGUGGUACAUGUCAGCCUGUAUGAUCCGGAGAGUCCGGGCAUUGGUCAGAGCCCCGAGCAGGGUUGCAUCAACUACGAGCUGACCAAGGAAGGUUAUGCGCUGCUGGACGACAAGGUGAGGUACUGGAAGAGCUAUCCGGUCCUGACCAAGGCGCUGAAGGCGGGACUGGACGAGGCGAGAAGUCGACACAGGGGUUGUUUCGAGUACGGUGACCCCACCGAGGAUUAG